This is a messenger RNA of Anarrhichthys ocellatus (wolf-eel), 687 nucleotides long. RefSeq names its product semaphorin-6C-like. The record is from RefSeq and is a predicted model, not a curated record. Gene Ontology annotation, cellular component: plasma membrane. Gene Ontology annotation, molecular function: chemorepellent activity; semaphorin receptor binding. Gene Ontology annotation, biological process: positive regulation of cell migration; axon guidance; semaphorin-plexin signaling pathway. Lineage: Eukaryota; Metazoa; Chordata; Actinopteri; Perciformes; Anarhichadidae. The transcript has 5 exons. Bases 75 to 572 code for a protein of 165 amino acids.
CGCCCCCUGGUGGUCACUAGAGAGAAUGCAGUGUGUCCCAUCAACAUGAAGCUUCUUCUUGUCUCCGUUCAUUAAUGUUCUCUCUGUGUCGUUGUCCUCUCUCUGCAGAGUCCUACCAGUUUCCAGGUUUUCAGGGUUUGCUUCAGGACAACGACACGCUGCGUCUGGGUCUGGACUUCCAGAGGUUGUUACGCAUCAACCACAUGUUGUACAUCGCUGCCAGGGAUCACGUGUUUGCAGUGAACCUGACGACGGCUUCAGAGGCGUUCGUCCCUCGGCUGAAGCUGACGUGGCGAUCCAAAGACGUCAGCAAGUGUACGGUCAGAGGGAAGAACAGCGACGAGUGCUACAACUACGUCAAAGUUCUGGUGCCACGAAACGACGAGACGCUGUUCGCCUGCGGCACCAACGCCUUCAACCCCACCUGCCGAAACUACAAGAUGACGUCUCUGGAGCAGGUCGGGGAGGAGCUGGUGGGUCAGGCUCGGUGUCCCUUUGAGUCCGGUCAGUCCAACGUCGGACUGUUCGCUGGUGAGUCAUCAAACACUCGUUCAUCUCGUCUCUCUGUGUGAUGUAUUCACAACCUCCAUCUCCACGUGUGUAGUCAGGGAAGUAUUCAAGUCCUCUACUGCAGUAAAAGUACGAAUACCACACAAUGAGAGUACUUUACCACAAGGAAAAGUCCCA